This is a messenger RNA of Suillus fuscotomentosus, 882 nucleotides long. RefSeq lists its product as uncharacterized. Lineage: Eukaryota; Fungi; Basidiomycota; Agaricomycetes; Boletales; Suillaceae. The record is from RefSeq and is a predicted model, not a curated record. The transcript has 6 exons. The coding region runs from base 1 to 882 and encodes 293 amino acids.
AUGGCUGCUUCACCAGGUAUCCCGCUGGAUACCGCUGUCAUCAUGUCAUCAGUGCUAGAAGGCAUUUUAUACGGCUUUUCAGUCCUUAUGUUUCUAGGUACUAUCUGGAUAAUCAUCUACAAACGUCACACACACGACGUCAAUUGGCCAGCUGUUGCAGUUGCCACCCUACUGUUCUUACUGAGUACCGUGCACGUGGUCGCAGGCAUCAUUCGUAUUGAAGGUGGACUAGUGAAGCAUCGUGACACGUUUCCAGGUGGCCCAGCGGCGUUUUUUGCAGACAUUUCCGAAGAAACGUUUGUAGUCAAGGAUGCGAUACUUGUACUUACAAACCUUGCUUGGCGACGGUGUGGUGCGUUCGGUGUUGUUACGCUCUAUGACUUAUCGCAAGCGUCAAGUAACAAUGUCUUCACCAACAAGACUGGACAUUUAGUUGCGACGUUCAUGACCUUGACACUUGCAACAAAUUUGUUUAGUUCAGGACUGUUAGCCUAUCGCAUCUGGAAGAGCGAACGCAAGGUCUCCGGAAUCCGCGCUACAAAGAGGAAGAUGCCUUUAUUGCGCGUGUUCCUAGAUGCUGCUAUUUUGUACUCUGCAGCGCUCUGCUCCUCGAUCAUAUGUUUCAUCCUCUCGAACAACGGACUGUAUGUUAUGCCAGACUUGAACGUCCCGAUCAUCUCGAUUGCCUUCUACAUGGUGUUCAUUCGCAUGACGAGUAGUCGACACAAUCGAGAUUACAUCUCAACUGUUCUUGGAGGGGGAAGUGAAUUAGAACACAGAAACUCGCAGCAACAUCCUAUGCAGUCUUUGCACGACAUAUACAGGCAAAAUGAUACUACAUCCUUCUUGGCUGAUCACUCAAAAGCGCAUACAUUAGCAUAA